Messenger RNA from Carassius auratus (goldfish), 1165 nucleotides. RefSeq names its product lysophosphatidic acid receptor 6-like. The coding region runs from base 40 to 1059 and encodes 339 amino acids. NCBI's taxonomy places the organism in Eukaryota, Metazoa, Chordata, Actinopteri, Cypriniformes, Cyprinidae. Gene Ontology annotation, biological process: phospholipase C-activating G protein-coupled receptor signaling pathway; positive regulation of Rho protein signal transduction. Gene Ontology annotation, cellular component: plasma membrane. Gene Ontology annotation, molecular function: G protein-coupled receptor activity. The record is from RefSeq and is a predicted model, not a curated record. The transcript has 2 exons.
AUAAGGACAGUGGGGAAUAAUCAUCCACCGGCUGUGGGAAUGAACUCCAGCACACAAUACAGCUGUGAUUGGGUGUGUUGGGUCCAGAGCUGUGUAUAUAUACCCAUCCUGGUUUUGGGUUUCCCUCUGAUCCUGGCCGCUCUGUGGCAGUUGGUCUUCUGCGUUCGACAGUGGAGUGAAUCCACGGUUUACCUCUGCAACCUGAUCAUCAACGACGGCAUGCUGAUUCUGUCCCUGCCCUUUAAAAUACAUGCAUACAAGAGGGCCUGGACCCUAGGCAAGACUUUCUGCUCGCUGCUGGAGAGCCUGCUCUAUGUCAACAUCUAUGGCAGCAUCAUGCUGAGUGUGUGCAUCGCAGUCGACCGAUUCGUCGCUCUACAGUUUCCAUUCGCUGCACGCCGUCUGCGAUCUCCACGCAAGGCAAUGAUCGUGUGCCUAGCCUUGUGGAUACUGAUCUUUGCAUGCAGCUUCCCCAUCUUCACACUUCACGAUGUUGAACAAGAUGACAAAAAUUUUUCCUGCUUCCAGGACUUCUCCAACCAAACUUGGACCAAAAGUUGGAUUCUGGCGACUAUGGAGACAGUGUUUUGCUGCAGCGCUGUGGUGAUGGUGUUCUGUUCAGUGCGCGUGGUGCAAAUCCUGCACAAUCUGAGAAAGCGCAACCCUGGAGAUUCAAAACUGCGCAACAACAAGAGCAUGAAGAUCGUUCUCAGCAAUCUGGUGGUCUUCCUCACAUGCUUCAUUCCUUACCACAUAGCGGCGCCCAUAUACUUCCAUGCAAAGACAGACAUGUGGAAAACAGAAACCAUCAAUCAUCUACGCUACUUUAUUCACAUAGCCAUAUGUAUUAGCAACGUGAACAUCUUAGCAGAUGGCGCAUGUUACUAUUUCAUCCUCAAAGAGAACCUGGAAUCCGCAAAGCGUGAGAGGAGAAUGGCUAUACGCAUCAGAGAUACACGAAUUCGAAGUUCAAAGAGUAUAACGUUUGGAGAAAUGCAUACUGUUAUGUCCAAAGCCACUAAAACUAUGGAAAUAUGUGUGGACACUGGUUUUACAUAAAGAUCCACACCAAAACUAACAGAGACAGAAUGCUAGGAGGAUUAAUCCUGAAGGAACAUAGCAAAGGAGGACAGAAGACAGUGAGUCAUGCUCAAGUAGAUGAGUA